Messenger RNA from Sungouiella intermedia, 1011 nucleotides. The record is from the annotation of a GenBank genome assembly. NCBI's taxonomy places the organism in Eukaryota, Fungi, Ascomycota, Pichiomycetes, Serinales, Metschnikowiaceae.
AUGUUAUUGGCCAGAUCGAGAGUCCCUGCUGUUAUCAAGAGCAGUUUGGUCAGAAACGGAUUUGCUCUCAGAACGUUGUCCACCUCGCAUGUCUCCCUUGGAGCCUUAGACAUCAAAACCAAGGUCCUCGAACAUGAAGAUGAUAAGAAUGAUACUCGUUUCAUCACUCAUCCUCUGUUUCCUCAUGAAAGAUGGAGUGACGAAGACUGCGCUGCUGUUGAGUUUGUUCACAGGCCUCCAGUGACAAAAUUGGAUAAAUUGGCCUACCAGAUCAUGUACUUCUGUAGACGUACAUUUGAUACUGUCACUGGUUAUAAGAAGCCCAAAACACUCGAGGAAAAGGAGCACAGAUUUGUGGGCACGAGGUGGGAAAUGACCGAGAACAAAUGGUUAACUAGAGUGAUUUUCUUAGAGUCUGUGGCUGGCGUUCCAGGCAUGGUAGCUGCUUUUCUUCGUCAUCUCCACCUGUUAAGACUCUUGAAAAGAGAUAAGGCAUGGAUCGAGACUCUCUUGGACGAGGCUUACAAUGAGAGAAUCCACUUGCUUACAUUUAUUAAACUUGGUCAACCUUCUUGGUUUACCAAAACCUUCAUUUAUUUAGGACAAGGUGUGUUUUGCAACAUGUUCUUCUUCCUCUACCUUUUAUCUCCCAGAUACUGUCACCGUUUCGUGGGAUACUUGGAGGAGGAGGCUGUGAGCACCUAUACUCACUUGAUCCAUGAUUUGGAGAACCACAAGCUUCCUGCCUUCGAUAAUGUGAAGGUGCCUAUGGUCGCUCAACAAUAUUACCCUGAACUCAACGAGAAAUCCACGUUCCUUGACUUGAUCCAGAGAAUCAGAGCUGAUGAAUCCAAGCACAGAGAAGUGAAUCAUACUUUGGCCAACUUGGACCAAAAGAAUGACAGAAACCCAUAUGCCAUGAAGAUUGAGGGUGUAGACCAGCCUCAGCCCGAGUAUGGUUUGAAGAGCAAGCACAAGGCCGGCUGGGAGAAGAAGGACUUGAUCCUUUGA